Messenger RNA from Pseudomyrmex gracilis, 2045 nucleotides. RefSeq lists its product as uncharacterized. The transcript has 4 exons. The coding region runs from base 746 to 1258 and encodes 170 amino acids. NCBI's taxonomy places the organism in Eukaryota, Metazoa, Arthropoda, Insecta, Hymenoptera, Formicidae. Gene Ontology annotation, biological process: septate junction assembly. The record is from RefSeq and is a predicted model, not a curated record.
UCAGUGUGGCUUAGGCGCGACUUGUUCGCGCGUGAAAUAUGUGUGGUACUUCGCCUGCGCGAGAAUCGUAAGCUCGUGCAAGUAUCGCGUAUCGCGUGUACACGUUCUGCGUUUCAGUCCGAGCUGCACCGUUGCAUAGCGCGCGGCACGUACCGCGCGUCGCAUCAUCGUAAACGCGUCACCGUUAAUUCACUUCUGAUCAAUUGUGCGCGGAAUAAAAAAAAAAAACACGGAAAGGAACACGCUACUCCGUAGAGAAUUCUCUUUUCUCGAAUAGAAGUUAAAAAAAAAAAAAAUAGAAAAAAGAAAAACGCGCGCGAUACACUUGUGUGAACAUUUCGACGCUUUUGAAAUUUGAUUUUUUUGAAGCAGUGUAUAUUUCCGAUACGAGUUGGGAAACAGGAGACAUGCAGAGUGCAGUGUUACGUUGCAGUGUAAUUUAUUGGUGAGGAGUGCGCGCGGAGCAAGAGGCGACACGUGGACGGAACGCGUCUCAGGUGAAUCAAUGAAAGCGAAGUAUUUGUUAUUCAACGUACUACUGGAGACCUACAUAUUUAAUUAAAACGAGUUUCGAGUCGCGCGGUAUCGCAGCACGACUGACUCGCCGAUCUGACUGCGGUCGCCAGAAGAAGAGGGGUGGCGCGCAUAGCGUACACACGGGGAUAAGAAUCGAUCGUCGUAUCGAAUCGAGGUUGAAAAUCCUUUCAAACUGGGCGACGGAAGAGGUAAACACCGAAGAGUCAGGAUGGCGGACGAGAGUCAGCCAAGCCAACGACCGGCUCCCAGAGAUCACAAAAUCUUGAGUCAUUUGCCGAUCGCUAUCAAAGUGCUCGAAGUGAUAGUGGCCAUUUUCGCGAUUGGUUUGGCGGUCGAUCCGCUAAACUCGUUCCAGCGGAUUUUCAACAAGCCGCGAUUCAAGCUGGACGAUGCCGCCACUAUUUACAUAUCGGUCGCCGGCUAUAUUCUGAUCAAUUCACUCUUCGUCAUUAGCCACAUGCUGGGUGAUCGCGUGCCAAAAAGAACGUUGCUGCUGUUCGCGUCCGUAGGAGUGUGCAUGCACGUGGUGGCCGGAAGCUUGAUGGUUCAUAACUGGCGUAAAAUGAACGGCUCUUACUAUUACGUGCACAACAAUGAGAUUCAUCCCAGCAAGCAAUACAUGGACAUGCUAAUAUCCGCGGCCGUGUUUACGUUUGUAAACGCGGCGAUAUUCGUCGCGGAGAUUAUCUCCUUAAUAAGAUAUUCAAAAGAAGUGCGUUAAAAAAAAAAAAAAAAUCUAUAUAUUGAUCAAAAGAAGUCAAAGAACUUCUACGUAUGUCGCCAAAGUUACUGAUAGUCUGCGUAAACAAAUCGAUUGAAAAAAAAUUUUAAAUUUUCUAUAUGUUUAUUGUAAACAAUUUUACUCAAGUUUCUUCAAUUUUAUGUGUAAAAAAAAAGCAUUUUUAAGUCAAAUAUGUGUCUUACAAUUUUAUCUUUUCACAAAAACUAUUAACUUAAAUAUAGAUUGAAACAAAUUACAAGUGUGUAUUGCAGAUAAGCUUGAAAACUGUGUCAUAAUUUUAAUGAAUGUUAAGUGUUUCACGAAAAGAUGACAAAAUUCUAAAAACGUUUAUAAGUAUUAACUUUUUAAAUUAAUUAACUAAUUAAGAGAAAGGAAUUAUUUUAAAACAAUAGUGUGUAUUAUAAUAUAUAUUGCACAAAAUAUUUGUAUUAUAUUGUAUUUCACAACAUAAUAAUAGCAUUUAGACAAUACCAUUUAUAUGUAUUGCGCAUGUAAUUAAGAUAAUACAAUUAUUGAUUAAAUUAAUAAUAAUUUGUAUAAUUAGAUGUUGUGAUGUAGUGCCUAUGUAUACAUACAUACGUAUAGCGUAGCAAGACCGCGAAAUUUGAUAAUCAUUUGCGAACAAUUCGCAAUUUCGAAAACACAUUUCGUAGCUCGUUGCUACGCGGACAAAAAGUGUCUACCUGUGCGUGUAAAAUCCGUCCAUUUUUGUAUAUGAAGUGUUCAUUUUUACGAAGCAUUUCAAUAAAACAAACUUUGAACUAUU